Molecule: messenger RNA, 802 nt
Organism: Nasonia vitripennis (jewel wasp)
Lineage: Eukaryota; Metazoa; Arthropoda; Insecta; Hymenoptera; Pteromalidae
Exons: 3
Coding region: 30-347 (105 amino acids)
Source: RefSeq, a predicted model, not a curated record
AGUUAUCGACGGAGCACAGCGCUCAAGCCAUGUACUCAUCAAACCCUAACUCUAACCUAAACUACGCGUAUUUAGGUAACUUACUUUACGGUGUAAACUGCGAGGAGGAGACAAAAAACAUUGAGGGCAUGAAGAACUUAACUUUUUGGUUUGUUUUAUGCAAACAAAAAAUAAAUACAGAAGAAGUUACAUGUACUCUACUAUUUUAUCACGUUAGCCUAUAUGAGAAGAUCAUCCUUUCAAUACUUAUUGUGCAAGGUAUACUGCUCCUGUUACUCCUUCUAAGUUGGUUAUUUCAACAAGUAUCUGAUAGUAGUGAAAACGUUUUCAAAGCUGUGAGAACAUAGACACGUACAAGUCUGAUAUAUGAGGAUGUUUGCCCUGCAGGCUGGAACCAGAGUUCGUUAUGGCCGCUAUGUACCAAUAAACACCAAUAACGAAUGUAUAAUGUGGAAGAGCAUGGAGGGGAGUCGCCACUCAAACCAGCGCUAUUUUUUGCACAUUCACUGCGAAUUUUGCAAGACACCCAAGGCAUUUUUAGAAUCUGCAAUUAAAUUGCAAAUGUUUUAUGUUAUUCUUAGCUACUUUUAUGGAAAUGUACAGUAUUUUAAUCGUAUAAAUAGACUACCUCGCUUAUUCUAUACAGCAAAAAUCUAGAAAGAGCAUUAUAUUAGCACAAGUAUAGCAUAAAAAGUUUGCAAUUGAAUUGCGGAUUCUAAAAAUGCCUUGGAUCUUGCAAAAUUCGCAGUAAUUGUGCGAAAAUAGUGCUAGUUUGAGUGGCGGCGCUCCUCCAAGCUCUCCA